CGUAGAUAAGAUAAUGGUGAUGUUAAUAUGUUAAAAGUUAAUCUAGUUCAAUAAAUAAUAAUCACAGGAAUAUGUGUGUUUUAAUUAAUAUAAGAAAAAUAGCAGACAAAAGAAAUAUCCAAUAGCCAAAAGUUAAAAGGUUAUGUGGCCAGAGCUUCCAGAAGACAAAUAAAAUACAAGAAAUAAAAAAGUGAGGUUAAAAAGACGAAAUGGCACAUGUUGGAGUUGGUGGAAAAACCUUUUUCAAUGAACCUUUGAAUACUGAGAACUAUUAUAAUUGGAAAUUCAGAAUACAAUUAAUUCUAGCUGAAAACGGAGUGGCUGAAUGUAUAGAAAGGGAAGUAAAUAUAGCACAAUUGACAGGGGAAGAGAAAGCAAAAGAAAUAAAGAAUGAAAAUAAAGCGAAAUCACUUAUAGUGCAGUGCGUAAAAGACAACCAGUUGGAGAGCCUAAGAGAAAAGAAAACGAUUUCUAGUAUGUGGAAGUUAUUGGAACAGAAGUACGAAAAGAAUGACCUACCAGGACAGUUAUAUUUAAAAAAGAAAAUGUUAUCGAUGAAAUUGAAUGAAGGCGAAGAUUUAAAUAAAUUUUUAGAUAGGGUUGAUGAGGUAGUUCGGCAGUUAAAAUCCACUGGUGUAGAAAUUCAAGAAAGUGAUGUCAUUUGUAAUAUGUUACUAACAUUGCCAAAAUCAUAUGAAACGGUAGCCACAAUAAUCGAAAACAAGCCAGCAGAUACAUUGAACAAUGAAGAAGUCAAAAACAAAUUACUCGCUGAAGAAGAAAAGAGAAAACAUAAUUCACGACAGGGUAUAGUAACUGAUCAAACAGCUUUUGGUGUAGAAGUUAUAUGUUACGGUUGUGGUAAAAAGAGUCACAUCAAGAGAAACUUCAGAGUAACUAGCCACAGAAGUUUUGAAAGAAAUUUAGGUUAUUCAAAUAUACAGAGAGGAGGUUGCCAGCAAUUUCGAAGCAAAGGUUUUAACCGAGGUUUUAAUAGAGGAAGUAGAGGUGAAGGUAGAUAUCAACGAUAUGAAGUAAUCAAGGAGAAGUAGAAGAAAAAGAGGUUAGUGAGAGUGAUAAUUAUCAGUUUGUUUUAUAAAUGACAUGAAUAUGGAAUCUAAUAUGUUAAAUAAAAAUAAUGAAAAUGAAAUAACCUUUUGCAUAGAUAGUGGAUGUACUGACCAUUUAGUUAAUAAUAAAAAAUAUUAAUAAUUAUUAUUGGAUAAAUUGCUCGAGCAAGUUUGUAAACCCUAAUCAAAAGGCGAUAUAGAAUGGUUUUAAAAAUCAAGGCUUGUGAAAAUCAUCACAUGGUUUAACCUAAAUAAUAGCAAUGCUUCACCAACAAAUUCAACGUCCUAAUACUACUAUCGGCUUUCGGUCUUUCGUUCCAAGUUAAAUCAUUUCUCGUUUUUUUACGCUACGAGUUUACCCUUGUGGGCUUCAGUCUCGAUGAGGUG
Molecule: messenger RNA, 1457 nt
Organism: Psylliodes chrysocephalus
Lineage: Eukaryota; Metazoa; Arthropoda; Insecta; Coleoptera; Chrysomelidae
Source: the annotation of a GenBank genome assembly